Messenger RNA from Notolabrus celidotus (New Zealand spotty), 3137 nucleotides. It is a transcript of the gene dusp6, whose product is annotated as dual specificity phosphatase 6. Gene Ontology annotation, biological process: positive regulation of apoptotic process; protein dephosphorylation; negative regulation of ERK1 and ERK2 cascade. The record is from RefSeq and is a predicted model, not a curated record. The transcript has 3 exons. Gene Ontology annotation, cellular component: cytosol; cytoplasm. Lineage: Eukaryota; Metazoa; Chordata; Actinopteri; Labriformes; Labridae. The coding region runs from base 618 to 1769 and encodes 383 amino acids. Gene Ontology annotation, molecular function: protein tyrosine/threonine phosphatase activity; MAP kinase tyrosine/serine/threonine phosphatase activity.
GCCAUUCAGCUGCCUGGCGCCGCAGAGAGCACAUACAGCCAGAGCCUGCAGAGAGGCAGACACACAAACACAGACAAGAGGGGAGGAACAAGAGACAUCCAGCAGGCACGAAGAGACUCAAAAACAACCCCUGCUUGAUUCACAUCCACAGGAACCCUCUUUUGCACCUCCUGUUUCACCUGUGAUCUCCAGGAAAGGAGUCAGGAGCGCGUUUGGAACCGUGUUUUUUCCAGUAUAGAGGAAGCGUCGGAGCAGUCGUUUCAGUCGUUGCAGGGUCGGUGUGACUCAUUGAUAAAUAACACGAGCUCUCUCCGGACAGAUGCAUGAAUGACUGCCUGAGUAGGAAACCCGCAGUCAGGGAAUCUUUCAAGGAGACGCGCGUUUUCUAAUAAUCCACCUUGCGUCAAAUACGCACUGGACAUUUGCGCACAUCUGGAGUGAGAAUCUAUAUCAUCUGUUUUUCACUUUCUACCUUUUUGGCCCUCCAAGCAGAGGACUACAUAGAAGAAAUCCCACUCUGAUUUUUUUGGGUUGCUCGCCUCCAACGCGCUGCAGCCAGGGAACACUCUCUUAAACCCUCUCUUUUCCAAAUCAGCUUUCCCAACUCUUGCGCAUAAAUGCUCGACAAGCUCAAGCCCGUCGUCCAGCUCGACUCGGUAAUGGCGAUCAGCAAGACGGUAGGCUGGCUCCGGGAGCAGCUGGAGACGCGCAGGGAUGGCCUGCUGGUGAUGGACUGCCGGGCCCAGGAGCUGUACGAGUCCUCGCAUGUCGAGACGGCCAUCAACGUGGCCAUCCCGAGCCUCAUGCUCCGCAGGCUGAAGAAGGGAAACCUGCCCGUGAAGUCUCUCCUCUCAGACGGGGAGGACAGGGAGAAGUUCGUGCGGAGGUGCAAGACGGACACCAUCGUGCUGUAUGAUGAGUACAGCCGGGAGUGGAACGAGAAUGUGGACGGGGGAUCGGUGCUGGGGCUGCUGCUGAGGAGGAUGAAGGACGAAGGCUACAGGGCCUAUUAUCUGGAGGGUGGUUUCAGUAAAUUCCAAGCCGAAUACCCCUCUAUGUGCGAGACAAACCUCGACGGCUCCUCCAACAGCAGCUCCCCUACAGCGCAGGUGCUGGGCCUCGGCGGGCUGCGCAUCAGCUCCGACUCCUCGGAUAUCGAGUCUGACAUAGACCGGGACCCGAGCAGUGCCACAGACUCUGAUGGGAGCCCGCUGUCCAACCCGCAGCCCUCCUUCCCGGUGGAGAUCCUUCCGCACCUGUACCUGGGCUGCGCCAAGGACUCCACCAACCUGGACGUGCUGGAGGAGUACGGCAUCAAGUACAUCCUCAACGUGACUCCCAACCUGCCUAACCUCUUUGAGAACGCGGGGGAGUUCAAGUACAAGCAGAUCCCCAUCUCGGAUCACUGGAGCCAGAAUCUGUCCCAGUUCUUCCCAGAGGCCAUCAGCUUCAUAGAUGAAGCUAGAGGUCAGAAGUGCGGCGUCCUGGUCCACUGUCUUGCCGGCAUCAGCCGCUCUGUGACGGUAACAGUGGCGUACCUCAUGCAGAAGCUCAACCUGUCCAUGAACGACGCCUACGACAUCGUCAAAAUGAAGAAGUCCAACAUCUCACCCAACUUCAACUUCAUGGGUCAGCUCCUAGACUUUGAGCGCACUCUGGGCCUGAAGAGCCCAUGUGACAAUCGCAUAGCAACCCCCAGCCAGCCGCUUUACUUCACCACCCCAACGAACCACAAUGUCUUCCAGCUGGACCCCCUGGAGUCCACGUGAGGACCGCACAAACUCCCCCUCUACUUUAACUGGAGGUUUAUGCACCUCCUGUUUGGAAAAACCUGCAAAAAGUUUCUCUUUUUUCUGUCGUCUGGCAAGAUGGCACUGAUGCAGAAGGUUUGAGGCGACUAGUGCUGAGCGUGGUGACUGGAGGGCCGAAGCAGUUUGGGCCGAGACGCAGCUGCUUUUUGAAUAAAUGAGGAGAGACAGAAAAGACAAAGAGAGGCAUUUAAAGAAUGCAGAUACUUACUUCAAUCUUAUAUAACCGUUGGACUCCUGGGGGUCAUUUGUCUCUUUUUUUAUCUGCUCUAUCAGAGGAAAGUCAAAGUCGGACAGCUAGCUGUUUUGCUUCAAAGCUCCUGGGCUGGUGUGCCAAAGAGAAAUGACUGUUCGAACUGGACAGACCUAAAACCCUUUUGUAUGGUCGGUUUUGGGGUCCGGCAACUCGUUCACCCCGAGACGUCAAGAUGCAUCGUCUGCUUCGUCUUCUGUGAAGACUUGCCUGUGUGGGGUUAAAGCACCCCAGCUUUAAGUGGCACACUAUAUACUGGACUCGAUUUUACAUUUGUGGAGUCUUUUCAAACAUUUAUACAUUGUGUAUAUACAUCUUAAUAUAAAGAGACAAUACAGUAAAAGCCUUGCUCUAUAUAUACACCCUUUGCAACAAGUGGGUACUGAAGAUUCUUUGUUUCAUAUUCUACUUUUAUGUAAGCAAAACAAACAACAUAUUGAUCAGUAUGUUUAAGAUAAUUAUGCCAAAAAUCAAGUAGGCUUUGGAAGAAUUGUGCAAAAAUGUGUAAUGUGUAAUAUAUUUGAUAAUCGCUUUACGUGUGAAUUCAGCCGAAGGCCUUGUUUUUGCACCCCCCCGCCCCCUCACGAAUCAAAGUCACCUUGGUUGUUUGCCUUACUUUUACCCUCAGAAGGUUUUUGUGCAUUAGCCUCCAGAGAAAUUCAAACAACAGCCACCCAGAGAUUUUUUUUUUAAAUAAUCACACAACAAGCCAACCAAACCUUGAGUAAUUUUCAUUUUGGCACUAUGCAUGUUUGAGUCAGAAUGGCCAACAUGUCUUUGUCUGGGUCUCUGAAGGCUAAUGUGAAGUAAUCUUGUUCUGUGCACAAGGGUGAAAAGUCUCCGACAUGUGGAGAGAAAAGAGAAGUCUCAGUUCUUCUCACCUCUUCAGGGAAAAUUCUGCAAAAUGCAGUUUUUAUUUGUCAAGAUGAGAGAGAGGAAAAAGUGUUACCCAUCCACAGAGAAGGCCUCUUUCCAGAGGACACCAUCUUGGUAACCUCUGCCAACCCCACUCUACACUCCUCUCUUACGAAUGUAAAGAAAAGAUAAGUUAUUAAUAAAUUGCUAUUUUGUCUACA